Messenger RNA from Gloeophyllum trabeum ATCC 11539, 1494 nucleotides. Its product is annotated as multidrug transporter. Gene Ontology annotation, biological process: transmembrane transport. The transcript is spliced from 10 exons. The record is from RefSeq and is a predicted model, not a curated record. Lineage: Eukaryota; Fungi; Basidiomycota; Agaricomycetes; Gloeophyllales; Gloeophyllaceae. The coding region runs from base 1 to 1494 and encodes 497 amino acids. Gene Ontology annotation, molecular function: transmembrane transporter activity.
AUGGGUAGCAUCGAACGAGGGACCGUCCACGAACGGCAUACGCUACCUGACGGCAGGAUGGUGCUCUCGGAAGGCGAGGCAUACGACAAGCUCGGGUUCACUUUCCCCACUUGGAAGAAGUGGACGAUUCUCUCUGUCAUAUUUGCUGUACAGUGCUCCAUGAACUUCAACGCAUCUGUGUACGCAAAUGCUGUACCGCUUUUGGCGGAAGAGUUCUCCAUCAGCGAGCAGGCUGCGCGGGUAGGCCAGUUGGUGUUCCUCAUAUCCUAUGCCUUCGGGUGUGAGCUUUGGGCGCCAUGGUCCGAAGAGCUCGGGCGCAGGCCCAUCCUGCAACUCAGUUUACUCUUCGUGAAUAUCUGGCAGAUACCAUGCGCCUUAGCCCCGAACUUCGCUACCAUCGUAGUGGGUCGCUUCCUCGGCGGCAUCUCAUCGGCAGGAGGUUCCGUUACUCUGGGAAUGGUUGCCGAUAUGUGGACCGCGGAAGAGCAGCAGUUCGCAGUUGCCUUUGUCGUCUUUUCUUCGGUCGGCGGAUCCGUCCUCGGUCCUAUCUUUGGUGGCUUCAUCCAAGAAUAUCUGUCAUGGCACUGGAAUUUCUGGAUCCAGCUUAUGUUCGGCGCCGCAGUCCAAGCGAUGCACUUCUUCAUGGUCCCGGAGACUUGCACCAUUGUCUUGCUCGACCGGGAGGCUAAGAGGCGUCGCGAGGCUGGCGAGAAGAACAUCUACGGCCCUUCUGAGGUGAAGGAGAACCGCUUCUCUGCCAGGAAGAUUGUCGCAAUUUGGCUGCGUCCGUUCGAGAUGUUCGUCCGCGAGCCGAUCGUGCUGUGCCUGUCGCUUCUCAGUGGCUUCAGUGAUGCUCUUAUCUUCUCGUUCCUCCAGUCCUUCGGUCCUGUGUUCCAGCAGUGGGGCUUUGGCACGGUCACAGGUGGUCUCGCUUUCUGCUCCAUCGGAGUGGGAUACAUCAUCGCCUACGCGUCCUUCAUUCCCUGGAUUUGGAAGCAGCGCAACCAGCUUCGUAAAGACCCUAACUCGCUUCAACCCGAAGCUCGCCUGUGGUGGCUCCUCUUCACUGUUCCUCUCGAGCCCAUCGGUUUGUUCGGUUUUGCUUGGACUAGUUUGGGCCCGCCUAUUCCUUGGAUCGCUCCGAUGAUUUUUGCCUGCAUGAUUGCCAUUGCAAACUAUGCUAUCUACAUGGCGACUAUCGACUACAUGGUUCAGGCCUAUGGUCCCUAUGCAGCUUCAGCUACGGGUGGUAACGGUUUUGCUCGAGAUUUCCUUGCUGGUAUCGCGGCGCUUUACUCAGUUCCGCUGUAUCAGAACUUGGGGCCGCACUCGCUCGAGUGGGCGUCGACCCUUCUGGGCUUUCUCGGCGUCAUUGUCGCGAUCCCAGUGUACGUCUUCUACUGGUAUGGCCCACAGAUUCGUGCGCGAUGCAAGUUUGCGCAGGCAGCGCGCGCCUCCGUCACAGGCGAUGCGAAAGUGGCGGACCUGUAUUGA